AUGCAGAGCAGUAACACAAAGCGUGUCUUGUCUCCAUUAAAAGGUAGGGAGUCGCGUCGAGUAGAUGAAGUGAAAAAAGAACCAUCAACUAAAAAGCUUCCAUCAAAGUUGAGCGCUUACAAGGACUUCAUCAACAGAACUAUCUUCACAAUUGUCAUGGCGUAUAUUUUUCUUGGACUCGUUUCAUUAGGUGUAGAGGUUGUUAUCCCUCUUGUUCUUAUAAUUAUAUGUACGAUGUUUCACGAGAUCACGAGAAUUAAUCAGCGAGCCCGAAAGGAAAGACAACUUCCAUCAGUCUUUAUUUUAAAACUAUGGUUCCUCGGAAGCACCAUAUUUCUGGUAACGGCACAUAGCGUUCGUGACCCCUUGGUUGCCACUUACCCAUGGCUUUUAAAAUACUACAAAAACUUUGGUAUGUUGGCAUUUGGUCUAUCUAUGAUUGGUAUCGUUGGUUUUGUGCUGAGUCUUCGAAAAGGUAUGUACCGAUAUCAGUUUAUACAGUUCACUUGGAUAGUGAUGACCCUAAUGUUUAUUGUAAUUCAGGGAAGCAUGCAAUUAAAAAAUAUGAUGCGAGGAAUGAUUUGGUUCCUUCUUCCAGUGAGCUGUGUUAUUAAUAAUGAUAUUUGGGCCUACGCCUUUGGUAAAUUUUUUGGCCGAACGAAGUUGUUGGCUUUAUCCCCAAAAAAGACUUUGGAAGGAUUUCUGGGAGCAUUUCUUUUUACUGUGAUAUGGGCGUUCUGGUUCGCAGGGUUUCUUGGAUAUUUCCCUCAGCUGUACUGUCCAAAGGCUGACUUCCACUCACCGAUGCUAUGCGAGAAGGAUCCAUUGUUUAUACAACGAUCGGUUCCGUUGCCCUUUAUUGUUCAAAAAUUGACAGGUGGAUAUCUGACAGCUAUUCAGUGUUCUAAGGCGCAACAACACGCUCUUGUGCUUGCCACCUUUGCAUCAUUGGUGGCUCCAUUUGGGGGUUUCUUCGCCAGUGGCUUGAAACGUGCCUUUAAACUAAAAGAUUUUGGUGAUCUUAUCCCUGGCCAUGGUGGCAUUACCGAUCGUAUGGACUGUCAGGGUAUGAUGGGGUUCUUUACGUACGUUUACCUGAGAAGCUACGUGUACUCUGACACAAGUUGCCCCUCUUCAAGUGAUUUAAGUAGCUGUGCGUUGCGGCUCAGUGAAGAGGCGAGGCGCAAUCUCAUACACGUUCUGAAUGAAUCUCUUUCGCAGGGUAUAUAA
Trypanosoma theileri is the source of this 1230-nucleotide messenger RNA. RefSeq names its product putative CDP-diacylglycerol synthetase. Bases 1 to 1230 code for a protein of 409 amino acids. Gene Ontology annotation, molecular function: phosphatidate cytidylyltransferase activity. Gene Ontology annotation, cellular component: endoplasmic reticulum membrane. Lineage: Eukaryota; Euglenozoa; Kinetoplastea; Trypanosomatida; Trypanosomatidae. The transcript has a single exon. The record is from RefSeq and is a predicted model, not a curated record.